This is a messenger RNA of Physeter macrocephalus (sperm whale), 2066 nucleotides long. RefSeq names its product gamma-glutamylcyclotransferase (gene GGCT). Lineage: Eukaryota; Metazoa; Chordata; Mammalia; Artiodactyla; Physeteridae. Bases 953 to 1585 code for a protein of 210 amino acids. The transcript is spliced from 4 exons. The record is from RefSeq and is a predicted model, not a curated record. Gene Ontology annotation, molecular function: gamma-glutamylcyclotransferase activity.
GAUAGCUAGUGGGAAGCAGCCGCAUUGCACAGGGAGAUCAGCUCAGUGCUUUGUGACCACCUAGAGGGGUUGGACAGGGAAGGUUGGAGGGAGACGCAAGAGGGAAGAGAUAUGGGAACAUACGUAUAUGUAUAACUGAUUCACUUUGUUAUAAAGCAGAAACUAACACACCAUUGUAAAGCAAUUAUACUCCAAUAAAGAUGUUUAAAAAGAAUUAAAAAAAAAAAAAAGGAGGAACCAGAGACGAGAAGUGCCGGAGCUUGGGCUUCCAAGUAAACAGCAAGCGUCGUGAUUUGAACGCUGCACGCUACUUCCACCAGGGAAGGGAGCCCCUGACACUCAGAGGAGCUUUUCCAAGAAGCCAAGCGUCCUUAGAAAAGGUAUCAGGGAGGUGAUCAGGGCUAGGGGUGCGGGUACCAGCGUGUGGGAGUGAAUAGACGUCCCGACUCCAAACGCAGAGAGCGGGACAGGGGCGACCUGCCGGGUGAUGGACCGUGGGGGGCAUGACCAGAGCUGCUGUUUCAUCUUAAAUGGAAAAUUCCCUAAAGAGCACACACAGCCAGUGAACCACGCAGAAGCCACCCAAAGGUAAGAAUAUCUGGCCGGGACCGGCGAGCUACUACCCACAAAUGGGGGACCUGGCCCGCCCCCGCGCAAAGGGAGCCAAUCAGAGCGAGCCUUGAACACAGGGGCGGGACAACAGAGGAGCGGGUCCAAUGUGGAAUCAGCCCCGGGUCGCCUCUGGGCAGAGUAUUGCAAAGUCCAAGAAGCGAGCGGAGAGGAGGCGGUGGGCUGGCCAAUCAGAGGGAGCAACUCACAGCGUUGGGCACUGGCAGCCAGUCAGAAGAGUGCUCGCAGGUGACUCGCCCGGCCCCAGCUUCCCGCCUUUCCCCUAACCUCUAAGGCUGCGCGGUGCCGCGCUUCCUGGACUGCGGUCAUCGGCCACCGCGCUAUGCUCCUCGUCCUCUCCUCACACUCCUGCUACAGAUCCCAGGUCCGUGCAGGCGUCCGGUGGGACAUGGCGAACUCGGGCGGCGAGGACCUCCGGAUCCAGGAAGGGGAGAGUUUUCUCUACUUCGCCUAUGGCAGCAACCUGCUGACGGAGCGGAUCCACCUCCGAAACCCCUCGGCCGUGUUCUGCAGCGUGGCCCGCCUGCAGGAUUUUAAGCUUGACUUUGGCAAUCCCCAAGGCAAAACUAGUGAAACUUGGCAUGGAGGUAUAGCCACCAUUUUUGAAAGUCCUGGCGAUGAAGUAUGGGGAGUAGUAUGGAAAAUGAACAAAAGCAAUUUAAGUUCUCUAGAUAAGCAAGAAGGGGUUAAAAGUGGAAUGUAUAUCCCAAUAGAAGUUAAUGUUUCUACUCAAGAAGGAAAAGAAAUAACCUGUCGAAGUUAUCAGAUGUCAAAUUAUGAGCGUGUUCCCCCAUCACCCCAGUAUAAAAAGGUGAUUUGCCUGGGUGCAAAAGAGAAUGGUUUGCCACUGGAGUAUCAAGAGAAGUUAAACUCAGUAGAACCAAAUGACUACAAAGGAAAGGUCUCAGAAGAAAUUGAAGACAUUAUCAAAAAGGGGGAAGCAAAAACUCAUUAGAACCUAAUAGAAUCCAUCUACAGAUAUUUUCUCUAUAUGCUAAUACCUUUUUAACAUUUAGAACAGGGAUCUGGGAUAUCUCUCUGUUUAAUAUAUUUUCAACAGUGUUCUGAAGGGAUAUCUCACUUGGGUGAUUCCUUGUUUUCAGGCUAUAAAAAGACCAGGAUAGGAGUUAGACCAUUGAAAAGGGGGCCUUGCAGCAUUGGAAUGCAUGACAAGUAGAUGUGAGUAUUCCUUCUGUGAACCCUUCAAGUUAUUUUAUUGAGUUGAUCUGAAGUGUAUUUUUGCUCUGUGAUAAAGGGUAGAUUUGCAACUUAAGGAUGGUGCUGGUAAAUCACUCUGCUGUGGGAUUUUUUCUUAGUCAGCUUACUAAGAGCAAGCAAACUGCAGAGACAAUUGAUUAUAACAACUUCAAAAUUUAAAAGAUGGCAUACUGUUCUUAGAGGAAUAAAUGUAUUUGUGGUUUAACCUAUAGUCCCUA